Pseudozyma hubeiensis SY62 is the source of this 750-nucleotide messenger RNA. RefSeq lists its product as hypothetical. The coding region runs from base 1 to 750 and encodes 249 amino acids. Gene Ontology annotation, cellular component: mitochondrion; MICOS complex; mitochondrial inner membrane. The record is from RefSeq and is a predicted model, not a curated record. The transcript has 4 exons. NCBI's taxonomy places the organism in Eukaryota, Fungi, Basidiomycota, Ustilaginomycetes, Ustilaginales, Ustilaginaceae.
AUGGCGUCGCAGCAGGCAUCCACAUCCACCACAAAGGUGUCGUCCGAGGAUAUCAUCUCGCAAAAGACCGACCUUUGCAUCAGCAAUGCAGUAGUCAAGACCGGUAUCGGCUUCUCGGCUGGUGUCGUGCUGUCCGUUCUCCUCUUCCGACGACGAGCCUUCCCGGUAUGGCUUGGAACCGGAUUCGGUCUCGGCUCGGCAUACACCGACUGCGAACGCUCCUUCAACCCUGUAGCCGUACCAGGUGUGCGCGUAGUGCCAUCUUCGUCGAGCGCUUCGGUUUCGGCCACCAGCUCGGCACCGCAAACCACGUUCGAGAAGCUGCAACAAAAGGCGGGCGAAGCUUUCUCUGCUGCCAAGGUUCAGGCUGCCGACGGGCUCGAAAAAGCGCAGGACAAGGGUGCCAGCGUGGUCGAAAAGGCCGAACACAAGGGCCAGCAGGCUCUGGACGCGGCCAAGGCCGAGGCCAAGAAGAUCGAGGACAAGUACCGCAUCCACUCGGCCCUCGAGCCAGCGACAGGGGCCACAAAGCACCGGCUACCGGGAUCCGACUGCCUCGCAUGUCGGCUGACAGGGUUCGCUGCCAUGACGGGGUUAGGCGCCUACUCGUUCGUCGAAGCCUACCGCAUGGGCACUUUGCGACGUUCGCCAUUACCGGCGGGCGUCAAAGCAAGGCCUGUGUGGGGUGCUACUCUGGUCCUAUUCGGUCUUGGGUGUGUAGGUGCUGGUGUGAUCCGGCUUGGCAUGUAA